Molecule: messenger RNA, 1708 nt
Organism: Phragmites australis (common reed)
Lineage: Eukaryota; Viridiplantae; Streptophyta; Magnoliopsida; Poales; Poaceae
Product: protein FRIGIDA
Exons: 3
Coding region: 77-1255 (392 amino acids)
Source: RefSeq, a predicted model, not a curated record
CGGGACCUGACUGAUCCAAAUCCCUCCAACCUUCUUUCGUGUCGCCACGCGUCGCGACUCCCGAGCCUUCUUCCUCAUGUCGCCGCCGCCGCCACCUCCUCCUCCCGGCGCCACCGCCGCGUCUCACGCGGCCAUACUGCGCUCCGUCCACAGCCUCACUUCCUACAGCGAUACCCUCGCCGACUUCCUCGACCAGUGGAACUCCGUCCUCCUCGACGCCGCCUCCAUCGCCGCAACCUUCGCCGCCCUCUUCCCUGGCCCCGAAUCCAACCCUAAACCCGCGACCGAGCCCGAGCCCGAGCCAAUUCUCGCGCCGGAGCCCGAGCCCGAGCCCAAGCCCGCACCCAAUCCCGAUCGCGAGCGCAAAGACGGCGACCCAUCGGCGGCGGAGCUGGGGCUCUUGUGCGAGCGGAUGUCCGCGCGGGGUCUCCGCCGUUUCAUCACCAUCCGCCUGCGGGAUCGCGAGUGGCUGCGCCUCGUGGGCCCGGAAGCGCUGCGGCGGGCCCCGGACCCCGCCUUGCUCGUGCUCCGCGCCGUCGGCCGCUACUACAUCUGCGCCGAGAGCCAGGACGCCGCGGCCGCGUGCGUGCUUCUCCUGGAGCUGUACGUGCGCGCGGGGUGUCCCCGCCGGCCGGGGCAUGGGGAGGCGAAGCUGCGGGAGGAGGCGCGCGAGGCGGCCUUGACGUGGCGCAGCCGGCUUGUGCACGUCAAGGGCCGGUUAGGCGCCGCUGAUGUUAGGGAAGCCCGCGGCCUCGCCCUCUUCAUGGCCGCCUUUGGCGUGCCCGUCGAGUUCCCGGUGCAGGAGCUCUACGAACUGCUGGAUGCUGCCGACGGCUUGGCCUGCACCAAGGUGCUCAGGUGCUCCAAGCUCUUUGUGAAGAAGAUGAGGGAUGUCGUUGUCGAAAUGAUAAAUAAGGAUAUGUAUCUGCAGGCAAUACGCAUUAUCCUUGCAUUUGAGUUCCAGAAUGCUUUCCCUCUUGCGCCAACUCUCACUCACAUCAUGGAGAAAGUUGAGCACGGUAGGAAAGAAGAGAGUGAGGGGCAGGCAUUGAAAGAGCGUGAUGAGGAGGAGUUGACUCUUUUGAGAGCAAUAUCCAAAUGCGUGGAGGAUCACAAACUAUGCCCCUCAGGAUUUUCUUCUUUCAGUAUAGCCGAGAGGAUUGCGUUGCUAGAAGAACGUGUUGGAAAGCCAAAACAAGACUUCACGGGAAUAAAGCGGAAGAGAACAGCGAAGGAGGACUGUACAGCACUGUAGAACCUAAACCGACACAUGCUUGAGCUGCUUCUAAUGCGCUUCACCUAAUUCUCUUUGUGUAGGGUAGAACCAGCAUCAGGAGCACAUAGUAGAUCCUGAUAUUACCAGUUCAUAUAGUUCUAGCUCUCCAAAUUUGAUGCAGACUCACCAGCACCGUAUAGACUUGUAGAAAGUCUUCCUGGUGUCCCAAAGUCCACAAGGAUACAUCAUAUGUGCUGUGAGAGGCCACCUCAUACAUUUAGAAUCACAGAACCUAGUAAGGAACAUACAAUGUUAUAAUGUUUAGCUUAAAUAUGCUCAUGACAAUCUUGACCUAUUUGGCUAUUUCCCUAGCCAAGUAAACUCACCUGUUUUUCGUUGUUUGUAAUAGAAGGAUUUAAUUUGGAUUGGAUCUAAAUUGGACGUCAUCCUUCCUUGGUUUUCCUUCUGAAACAUCGGUUUGAGCAGUGGCUU